This is a messenger RNA of Zonotrichia leucophrys gambelii, 448 nucleotides long. It is a transcript of the gene ROMO1, whose product is annotated as reactive oxygen species modulator 1. Gene Ontology annotation, biological process: protein import into mitochondrial matrix; protein insertion into mitochondrial inner membrane. NCBI's taxonomy places the organism in Eukaryota, Metazoa, Chordata, Aves, Passeriformes, Passerellidae. Gene Ontology annotation, cellular component: TIM23 mitochondrial import inner membrane translocase complex. The record is from RefSeq and is a predicted model, not a curated record. The coding region runs from base 126 to 365 and encodes 79 amino acids. The transcript is spliced from 3 exons.
AAGGGAGGGUUCACUGCCCGCUCCUCUGCCUCCGAGACCAAGCGGCAGCCGGGAAGGUUGGGCCAGCAGUGGAGGCUCGCUCAGGUGCCGCGUGUGCUGCUCGCUAGGGACUGAGAACACACAGGAUGCCUGUGACCGUGGGCCCAUAUGGGCAGUCGCAGCCCAGCUGUUUCGACAGAAUAAAGAUGGGUUUCAUGAUGGGCUUUGCAGUGGGCAUGGCUGCAGGAGCGCUGUUCGGCACAUUUUCCUGCCUCAGGAUUGGCAUGAGAGGACGAGAGCUGAUGGGUGGAGUUGGCAAAACGAUGAUGCAAAGCGGUGGGACGUUUGGGACAUUCAUGGCCAUUGGUAUGGGAAUACGCUGCUAAUCUGGAGUUUGGGAUUUAUCCCAGAGUGCCCCCACCCAGCCAUUCCUCCACUGUACAAUAAUAAAAUCUUUAGAUACCUGGAA